UUGUGCUUUCCUCUGCUGGGCUCACGUUGACAACACACACGUGUGCGCACAGCAGCAUGGAUCUCUCGAAAUGGUGCAAUUUAUUGUCGGAUCCGAGUUUAAAGCAUUUGACAGAGGCAGGGUUUGGUGUGCCUAAAGAGAAACAGCACGUGCCGGUGCAAGAGCUGGUAAAAGCGCACAUUGAGUCAUUUGAUCAGGCAGUUACUGAUGGAUUGUGUCGAGUUGUGGGGGCUAUUCCUCCACUGGAGUUCAUGUACAGGGAAGACAGGAUCAGUCUGUCGUUUGUUGAGGCUGUGAUUCACCCCCCAGCAGUUUCUAAAGGGGGAAUCAGCAGAGAUCUGCGGGUCUUUCCUGCUGAAUGCAGAGGCAGACGAUGUACAUACAGAGGAAAGCUGGUGGCGGAUGUGAGUUGGUCUGUAAAUGGAGUUCCUAAGGGAAUCAUCAAGCAGUCUCUGGGUCAGGUGCCUAUCAUGGUCAAAUCCAAACUUUGCAACCUUCACGGUCUCUCGCCCAAAGAACUCAUCGAGCAUCACGAGGAAGCCGAGGAAAUGGGCGGUUAUUUUAUCGUGAAUGGCAUCGAGAAAGUGAUUCGUCUGCUGAUCAUGCCGAGGAGAAACUAUCCCAUCGCCAUGAUAAGACCGAAAUUUAAGAGCAGAGGACAGGGCUACACGCAGUAUGGUAUUUCAAUGCAUUGUGUAAAGGACGAACACACAGCCAUUAAUAUGAAUCUUCACUACCUGGAUAAUGGAACAGUCAUGCUGAAUUUCAUUUACCGGAAAGAGUUGUUUUUUCUUCCCUUGGGCUUUGCGCUAAAGGCUCUGGUGGACUUCUCAGAUUUCCAGAUCUAUCAGGAGCUGAUUAAAGGUCGAGAGGAGAACUCUUUCUAUAAGAGCUGUGUUUCUGAAAUGCUGCGUGUGGUUAUGGAGGAAGGCUGCACAACUAAAGACAAGGUGCUGAAUUACCUGGGCGAGCGUUUUCGGGUCAAACUGAACCUCCCUGAUUGGUUUACUCACAAGCAGUGUGCCAACUUUCUAUUAGACGAAUGCUUGUGUAUUCACCUGAAGUCAGACGUGGAGAAGUUUUACAUGUUGUGUCUUAUGACAAGGAAGCUCUUCAGCUUUGCCAAGCAGGAGUGUAUGGAGGAAAAUCCAGACAGUUUGAUGUGUCAGGAAGUCCUCACACCUGGGCAGCUCUACCUCAUGUUCAUGAAAGAGAAGAUGGCGGGGUGGCUGGUCUCUGUGAAACUGGCCCUCGACAAGAGAAGUAAGAGACUUGGAGUACUGACUGCAGAUAGUGUGACUAAAGUCUUCAACAUGGGUACAGAUCUCACCAAAGCUUUUGAGUAUAUGUUAGCAACCGGAAACCUCCAGUCAAAGACGGGUCUGGGCAUGCUCCAGGAUACAGGACUGUGUGUCGUGGCGGACAAGCUGAAUUUUAUCCGGUAUCUGUCUCAUUUUCGCUGCGUGCACAGAGGAGCCGCUUUCGCCAAGAUGAGAACCACGUCUGUGCGAAAACUUCUGCCGGAGUCCUGGGGUUUCGUGUGCCCCGUACACACGCCCGACGGAGAGCCGUGCGGUCUCAUGAAUCACUUGACUGCCCACUGUGAGAUCGUAGCCCCAGUGUAUCCCACCAGCACCCUGCCGGCCCUGCUCUGCUCUCUGGGUGUGACUACAGCAGAUGGGACCCCGAGUCAGCCGUACUCUGAUUGUUAUCCUGUUAUACUGGAUGGAGCCAUGAUCGGCUGGGUGGAGAGAGAGAUGGCACCGUCUGUUGUCGAGUCUCUCCGCAGGUUUAAAGUGCUGGGAGAGAAGAAGGUGCCACCCUGGACUGAGAUCGUUUUAGUUCCUCAGACGGGUAAAGCCAGCAUGUAUCCCGGCCUCUAUCUGUUUACAACGCCCUGUCGCAUGGUGCGGCCCGUCCGAAACCUCGCCCUGGGCAAACAGGAGCUCAUUGGCACCUUUGAACAGGUGUACCUCAAUGUGGGAAUCUUUGAGGAGGAACUUGAGAAAGGAGUAAGCACACAUCAAGAGUUGUUUCCUCACAGUAUGUUAAGCGUGGUGGCAGAUUUCAUCCCGUUCUCCGACCACAACCAGAGUCCCAGAAACAUGUACCAGUGCCAGAUGAGUAAACAGACCAUGGGCUUCCCGUUGCACUCGUACCAGGACCGUGCCGACAGUAAGCUUUAUCGUCUCCAGACCCCUCAGAGUCCGUUGGUCAGACCUGCGAUGUAUGACCACUACAACAUGGACAAUUAUCCCAUCGGCACCAAUGCGAUCGUGGCCGUUAUUUCAUACACCGGCUACGAUAUGGAGGAUGCUAUGAUUGUAAAUAAAUCCUCGUGGGAGCGUGGCUUUGCUCACGGUUCGGUUUAUAAGACUGAACUCAUAGAUCUGUCUGAGAAGUACAAAGGUGAGGAAAGCAUUGUAUUUGGGGUCAAGCCAGAUGAUCCAAAAGUGAUGAAUCGACUGGAUACAGACGGACUGCCGUUUAUAGGCUCGGUGCUGAAGUAUGGAGACCCUUUCUAUAGCUGCAUCAAUCUCAAUACCGGCAGGAGUUACGUGACCUUUUACAAGAACCAAGAAGAUUGCGUGGUGGACAAUAUCAAAGUAUGCAGCAAUGACUCUGGAACAGGCCGCUUUAAGCGUGUGUGCAUCUCAGUCCGCGUUCCCAGGAACCCUACGAUUGGAGACAAGUUUGCCAGUAGACACGGCCAGAAGGGAAUCCUGAGUCGGCUAUGGCCUACGGAGGAUAUGCCCUUUACUGAAAGCGGCAUGACCCCCGAUAUCUUGUUCAACCCUCACGGAUUUCCUUCCAGAAUGACCAUCGGAAUGCUCAUCGAGAGCAUGGCCGGAAAAUCGGCGGCCCUGCACGGCCUGUGUCACGACGCCACGCCCUUCAAAUUCUCUGAGGAACACUCUGCGCUGGAGCAUUUCGGCGAGAUGCUGAAGGCGGCGGGGUACAACUACUACGGUACAGAGCGGUUGUACUCCGGAUUGAGCGGUUUGGAGCUCGAGGCGGACAUAUUCAUCGGUGUGGUUUACUAUCAACGUCUGCGGCACAUGGUUUCUGACAAGUUCCAGGUGAGAACUACAGGAUCCAGAGACAAAGUCACGAAUCAGCCGCUGGGAGGGAGGAACGUGCAGGGAGGAAUCCGGUUCGGAGAAAUGGAACGGGAUGCUUUGCUGGCCCACGGGACGUCAUUCCUGCUACACGACCGGCUGUUUAACUGCUCUGAUCGGUCCGUGGCACAGGUUUGCGUGGACUGCGGCAGCAUGCUGUCCCCACUCCUGGAAAAGCCGCCACCUCAUUGGUCGGCCACACGGCAUAGAAACACCAUCUGUCUGCUGUGCAAUAAGAACGACUCCAUCGAGACUGUGUCCGUACCGUAUGUGUUCAGAUAUUUUGUAGCGGAGCUUGCGGCAAUGAACAUUAAAAUCAAAUUAGAUGUCAAGUAAAAUGUAUUGUACUGUAGUUUCUUCACAUUUAUGAAAAAUUAAAGUGCCUAAAUGAA
Messenger RNA from Paramisgurnus dabryanus, 3511 nucleotides. RefSeq names its product RNA polymerase I subunit B (gene polr1b). Gene Ontology annotation, biological process: DNA-templated transcription. The record is from RefSeq and is a predicted model, not a curated record. Gene Ontology annotation, cellular component: nucleus. Gene Ontology annotation, molecular function: DNA binding; DNA-directed RNA polymerase activity; ribonucleoside binding. Lineage: Eukaryota; Metazoa; Chordata; Actinopteri; Cypriniformes; Cobitidae.